Molecule: messenger RNA, 675 nt
Organism: Ilyonectria robusta
Lineage: Eukaryota; Fungi; Ascomycota; Sordariomycetes; Hypocreales; Nectriaceae
Exons: 1
Coding region: 104-616 (170 amino acids)
Source: RefSeq, a predicted model, not a curated record
CCAGCGGUCCACGUUGACGGGUCCCCCUCUCCGAAGCCACGUUCGGGGUGUCGGGCUUACCUGCGAGGGACGAUCCAGGGGGGCGAGAAGGGAGGGGGGAUGGAUGGCUGUGGUGUUUUUCUCGUGUUGUUGUUGGAGUUGGAGUUCUAUGCGUACAUCGUGGGCCCUUGGGGUAAAAAACCUCCAAGUCGAAAAAGCACACCACCCUAAUAGCCCUAAAACUCCAAAUAACCUCCAACGCGGACGGAAGCAAUCUGACCCGGCUCUGCCUUGUGGGACGUGCCAAGGUGGAAAUCAGAUUCCGGAAAGCCGGGAAGGGAACUGGGUUGCCAGACCAAAGAUCCAUCCACCCAUCAAUGGAAUCCUCCGAGCGCUUGCUUCGCGAGCGUCCAGUGCGGAGUCUCGUGGAGGAGACACUCCCAAGGCUAGGUUGGGUCCAUGGCAGCUAGCCCUUCGACAGACCAGGCGGACCGCAUGGUUUCGCUCGUGGAACGGCGGUCAUCAACCCCCCCAAGUCGUCGUCGAUCAAUCAAGUCCGGUCAACGUCUGGCCGUGGACGUUGCCGCCGCCGCUAUUCGCUGCGCAUGCAUGUCACUUCAGCUCCAAAACGCCUUAGGAGUUCUGUUAGCGUUUGAGGAGAGUCGUCGAUGGGUUGUACGGACGGAGUCCUCCGUU